Molecule: messenger RNA, 288 nt
Organism: Uncinocarpus reesii 1704
Lineage: Eukaryota; Fungi; Ascomycota; Eurotiomycetes; Onygenales; Onygenaceae
Exons: 3
Coding region: 1-288 (95 amino acids)
Source: RefSeq, a predicted model, not a curated record
AUGCCAUAUGGAGAGAGCUCGAAUCCUCGGUUGAAUAUUGUGAAAUCCAGAUUGGGUGAUACCGAAUAUCCAAAGAAGGCCGCUCUGCAAAGAAUUGAACAAAAGUACUCCAAUACGAACAAGAAAGGAGUAAAACAAGACCAGCGAUUGGGCAUCGGAUCACAGCCAAUUUCAAAACAAAACCGCACUGAGAAAACAGAAAUAGGGAAAUAUCCAAGUCAAAGUGGAAAGGCAAACAUAGGGGGGACUCUCGAAAACCAAGAAAGCCAAAUUGAACGGAUGACAUGA